Molecule: messenger RNA, 3851 nt
Organism: Physcomitrium patens
Lineage: Eukaryota; Viridiplantae; Streptophyta; Bryopsida; Funariales; Funariaceae
Source: RefSeq, a predicted model, not a curated record
CAUACUCCCUAGCCCCUCACGCAUCUUACUUCAUUCACUCACUCACAAUUCCCCCUCCAUACCCAUAUAACAGAAUACUCCUGCUGCUGCUUCUGUUGCUCUCUCCUCGUCCUCCUCCUAGCAUCCCCCCCUCAAUGGAAGUCGCCUCUUGGACCUAGAGCCCUUGACUCCCAAGCUUGCAACAUUAAAGCUGAAGGGAAUUCCCUUGCUCAUUAAUAGCCAUGGGGAAAGGAGAAUUGGGAUUCAAACGUGACAGGGAAUGCCAGUCGUAACUUCUCCAUCACACUGUAGUUCAAUUUCUCCGCCUUCUACUUCACCUUCUGCUGUUGCUUCUGUUACCUCCCUGCCUCUCGGGGUUCACUGCCUGGCUCAUGGUUUUGAACCUUGGCCAGAACUUGUAUGAGCUGGUAGUGCUUGUGGGUUGCUCCGUUGCGGGGCAACUGAAGCUUGUCUGUGUGAAGGGUACUUUUUCUUUGUGAGUACCGUGGUCAACAAUACGCGCUUGCGCUUUUUCGUGUUCUUGCUGAGAGGGUAUGGGAUCCAUGUGUGCCCGAUGGCCACUUGCACAAGUUUCGAGGUUGCGACGGACGGAAGGGGCGGUGGUAACAAUCCGUGGGAUGGCCAGGACAGAGAAGGAGGCAAUGGGCGGGGAUGGCGCCACUACUACGCUCUAGGAUUGAUUAUCCGUACGCGCUCCCUCCACGGGCAGUUAAAAUCUAUGACAUACACGGUGACCUGUGCUGGUUCUAGGGUUUCUUCUUCUUCUUCGAGUAAUCUUUGUGGUUGCUCGAAUUUCUUGGCGCAGGAAGAAACAUCGGCUAUUGUGUAAGGGAGUGAAUACCUCUGGGUUCAGUAUAUGGCGUGAUUGAUUGAUUGAUUGAUAUUUAGUGAAUUCGCCAUCGCAUCGCGGUCUCGGAGGGAGGUAGACGAAAUGAAUAACUGCAGUGUUAGGGCGCGAGGAGGUUUGUCGUUAUUUGGAGUUUUGGUGGUUGUGUAGUGAAGAGUGGAAUGAAUGCGGAGGGAGAGACAAGAAUGGGUAGGGUGCGGAAGUAGAGUGCAGAGGAGAGUUGGUUGUGUGAGGAGGGUGGGGACGGAGGAACGUUUAUGGCCAGUCACGAGGAGAUCGAUUUGUCGGCCAAGGCGUUGCACAAGCGCUAUGAGGGGCUCGUGACUGUGCGCAGCAAGGCUAUUAAGGGCAAAGGCGCGUGGUAUUGGGCCCAUUUGUUGCCCUUGUUGGUGCAACAUCCCGACACGGGGUUGCCCAAGGCUGUCAAGCUACGAUGCUCUUUGUGCAAUGCCAUGUUCUCUGCUUCUAAUCCCUCGCGCACCGCUUCGGAGCAUCUGAAGCGGGGCACUUGUCCCAAUUUCAAUGGGAUGGUGUCGAAGCCUCUAGUCUCCCAAGGACCCGGACCCAAACCAGCUUCGCCACCCUCUGUUACCCCGAGAAAGAGAACUGCUGCGUCCUCAUUGGGUCCGCAAUCGAUCUCGGGUGGCGAUGGUUCGGGUAUGGAGCUUGCGCGUGCUGGCACACCGGGUACGCCCUUAAUGCUGUCGGGGGGAAAGCAGGAUCUCGACGCGCUGGCAUUGCUUGAGGAUAGUGUGAGGAAGCUGAAGAGCCCGGGGAUGAGGAUGGGAGAGUUCCAGGGCAGCGGAUUACCAAACAAAGCUCAGGCCGACGCAGCCCUCAAUCUCCUGGCUGAAUGGCUGUAUGAGUCUUGCGGCACCGUCUCGUUUUCUUGUGUGGAGCAUCCGAAGUUCAAAGCAUUUCUCAAUCAACUGGGUCUACCUCCAGUGAGCCGGCGGUACCUGGCAGGUGCUAAGUUGGAUGCAAAGUUUGAAGAAGUGAAGCAAGAGUCGGAACUGAAGCUUCGAGAGGCCUUGUUUUUCCAACUUGCUUCCGACGGAUGGAAGGAGAAAGCGACCGGCAUGGGAGAGACGCUUAUCAACAUUACGCUCAACCUCCCCAACGGCAAUUCCCUGUUUCGUAGCGUAGUCAAUGUAAACACCGGUGCGGUCUCUGGCAAGCUCGUUGAGGAGACGUUAGCGGAGGCUAUUUCCUCAAUAUGUGGUCCCUCGCCAGAGCGUUGCGUUGGAAUAGUUGCAGACGCUGACAGAUACAGCCUGAAUGCGUUGGAAGAAUUAGAGUAUCGAUUUCCAAGGAUGGUUAAUCUGUGCUGCCAGGCUCAGGGCUUCAGCAAUUUGUUCAAGGACUUCAACAAGCACCUGCUGCUCUUUAGGUCUGUCGGAACUGAGUGUGCCAAGAUCUCUGCUUUCUUCAACAACCAGCCUCAAGCCCGUUUGUACUUGCACAAGUAUCAGCGCGAGGAAUACAAUGGCGUGAAAUUGCUCCGUACUCCACCGGACCCGCAGUUUGCGGAACCACAUUAUUCAUUCUUGUUGGUAAUGCUCGACGACAUAACGGCAUCUGCACGAGCGCUGCAGCACAGCGUGCUCGAUGAGUCGUUUAAUCCUCACUUCUCUGAUAACCAGCUCGCGGAUGAAGUGGCAGAGCUUGUGGGAAGUGUUCGGUUUUGGUCUGAUUUGGAAGCAGUGCAAGACUUAGUGAAGAUUGUUAAGGGUAUUGUUAACGAUAUCGAAGUUGAUAGACCCCUUGUGAGCCAGUGUUUACCGCUUUGGGAUGAGCUCCGAGCGAAGGUAAAGGAUUGGUGUGCUCGCCAUGACAAGGAUGGAGCCUCCGUUUAUGAAAUUAUUGAAACUCGCUUUGGCAAAAAUUACCACCCAGCAUGGUCAGCAGCGCUCAUCCUUGACCCGCUUUACCUGCUCCGCGACUCGAGUGGCAAGUAUCUGCCUCCCUUCAGAUGCCUGACUUCCGAACAAGAGAAAGACGUCGAUCGCUUGAUAACGCGACUUGUUGCAAAAGAAGAGGCUCACAUUGCUUUAAUGGAGUUAAUGAAAUGGCGUGCAGAAGGGCUGGAUCCACUGUAUGCCCAGGCUGUGCAACUUAAACAGCGGGAUCCAUUAACAGGUCGCAUGAAAGCUGUAAAUCCCCAGAGCCGGCGUCUUGUUUGGGAGACUUGUCUUAGUGAAUACAAGUCAUUAGGCAAAGUGGCUGUUCGGCUGCUCUUCCUCCAUGCUACCAGCUGUGGGCUUAAGUGUAAUUGGUCGAUGUGGCGAUGGGCUUAUCGAAAUGGAAACUCCCGACUCGCAAUUGAGAAAGCAGAGAAGAUGAUAUUUAUUGCGUCACAUGCCAAGUUGGAACGCAGGGAUUUCACUAACGAAGAAGAGAGAGACGCAGAGCUCUUUCUGAAUAGCAACGAUGGCAGCGAUGAGAUGCCGCCAGAUGAGGUUUUCCUGAAUGCAUCGACUUUGUAAUAUUAUGCCUAUCAUUUUUCUACUGUUGCGGACAGCACACGUAGCCACAGAUCUUAGAGUAGGCGUUGAGCCAAUUUUUCGUGUUCCUGUGCUCAUGUGUACAUUUUGAGGUGUUUUUUAACUUCUGAAUUGGGAGGGAAGGUUAUUUUAAGAGUAGUUGAUAGAAAGGCUCAGAACGAUGCUGGACCCCGUGUCAAUGGGUUCGAUUGUUGGUUGAUUUUGGAAGCACGCUGGGAGUGAUACCAUGGAGUUGUUUCUCUCUAUUGGGGGAAGCCUUCGCUCCUGCGGCUUAGUAACGAUAUAACACGGUGUAGGGUUCUCUGUUCCGGAAGAUUGAUUGCUAAUGGGCCACUCAGUAACAGAUUGGUUAAAUUUUUUGUUCCAUGGUAUUGCCAAUGUCAGGUACAGUAAAUGUUUCCCAUUAGUGGGGUGGUUGCAAGCCAUCAGAUACUUGCUGUGCAUUACACAGAUGAUUCAUCAAUCAUAGAGACAUUCUUGUGGCAUUUCCACUUUGUACA